This is a messenger RNA of Mytilus californianus (California mussel), 12273 nucleotides long. RefSeq lists its product as uncharacterized. The transcript has 7 exons. The record is from RefSeq and is a predicted model, not a curated record. Gene Ontology annotation, molecular function: NAD+ poly-ADP-ribosyltransferase activity. Lineage: Eukaryota; Metazoa; Mollusca; Bivalvia; Mytilida; Mytilidae. The coding region runs from base 85 to 2736 and encodes 883 amino acids.
AUCACUAACUUCCUGUAAAAUGAUUGAAUUUUCUCGGAAGAAAAAAUCCAAAAUAUUUGGGGUUUUAUUACAUAGGGGAACACUAUGACUUCCUCAAUAGACGCCCCUAUAUUAAUUGAUUCAGACAAUGAUGAUAGUGAUGUUGAGAUUCUGCGUGAAGAGAGAAAUGAAGACCUAGACAUUAUAUUUGUCUCAGAAACAAUUCAUGUAAAGGAAGAAGAGAAACCCUCUGCAGAGAAUAUUAAGUCCGAAAGUAAACCAUGUGACACAAAUUUUAAUCGCAGCCUGAGUAUUUCAUCAAAUUUAGAUUUGACCUUACGUUUAACUGACAAUCCAACACCACCUUCAGUUGAUCAGACACAAUGUUCAAACAGAAAUUCUUCAAUGCCAACCAUUGACCAAGCUCCACUGGAUUUAUCAUCGAAAGCAAAAUAUGAUGACAUUACUGACAGUUCAGAAGAAGGAUCCUCUGAAGAGGAUUACGAUGACGACGAUGGUGAUGAUGACGAAGAUGAUUGUAGCAAUGACCCAUUCACUGUAAAAGGACCAGACAAUGGUGGAAAUAUACUGUCAAUGCCGAGACUAUAUAAUUCUGACCAAUCGCAACCAUCAAACUGUUGCCCUAAACCACAGUCUUUCAAUAUAUCGGAUAUUUUAUCUACUGGAAAUUCUACACAGGGAAGAAAAAAACAGCCUAGUCAGAUAAGAAUUUUAAAAUCUUAUGACCAAACAUUACAACCAAUAGAUUCAAUGUCAAAUUACCAGAUCAAACAAGACUGCACUCAGUCAGUAUAUGGUUCUAUGAACAGUGCAGGCCCACAACAAACUCAGCAUCAAAAUAAUGCUUGCAUUCAAUCAACACAAUCUAUGACCCAACAAACAAUAUGCAAUAGUGUGCAUUAUCAGCAAACAUUGACUAUGAAAGAUUCACAUGAUAAAAUGCAAAGUCAACAAGGAAUGUGUAACACGUCAGACCAUGCAACUCAAUCAAAUCUUUCAACAUCAGGGACAAAUUCCGUUUCUUGUAAUCCAUCGUUUUCAUCCUCACCCAACAAAACAGUGACUGAUAUUUGUGAUGAAUUACUUCAGGAUCUUGAUUUUCUUAAUAGUUCAAACAAUUCUUUGUCAUCACAUUCAAAAUUGUGUAAAACUACAUCAUCUGCGGACCAAGAAUUAAAGUCAUCACCUCCAGCUGUCGGAAUCAAACGGACAUUAUCUGAACAAAAUCUCAAAUCAAAAUCUGAUGAUAAAAUACUGCCUCCAAAGAAACAAACAAGAUAUCUUUAUCACCAGAGUAGUGAAGAGACACAAUCAUCAUCCUGGGGAAGUGAGAAAUGCAGUCAGUGUCAGAUGUCUCUGCUCGGUCUUAAACUGUCACGUUGUCUUCAAGGCCAUCCUUCUUGUACCACAUGUCUGGAAGAAAAGGUCAAGGUUGUAUUGACAGGAAAAGCAAAAGAAACUUUACAUUGUCUGAAACCUGGCUGUAACAGUUACUUUCCAAUUGGUGAAUUGAAUCAGUCUUUACCAAAGAUGGUUGUAGAUAUAUUAGAGACAAAACUUGAUGAUGAUUAUAUAGACUAUAUUGCUAAUAUGAUACUUAAGAAUGCUUCAUCAUCAGAGGACAGUGGACAUAAUAUUAACUCACAGGAAGUACCAUCUGUACCAGAAAAUAGGGCCACAGGCUGUACAGCUGACAAUAAAUUGGAGAGAAAUAAAGAUCUACCUGAAAACUGGACUAUAAUGGACAGAAAAAAGACACAUGAUUUAGUUGCCUUGGAACCCGAAUCUCCAGAAUAUGUAGAUGUGGUAUUUAAGUUCCAUGAAUCAAUGAAGUUCCCCAUAGCUGAUAUUGUCAAAGUUUCCAGAAUUCAAAACCCUAUACUCUGGCAAUUUUUUAAUGUAAAAAGAUCUGAAAUGAUUCAAGAGAAUGAUGGGAUUGAUGUUGAAGAAAGAAAACUGUUCCAUGGCACUCAAGCAGCAAUUGUUGAAUCCAUAUGUAAGAAAGGAUUUGAUUGGAGAGUCUGUGGAAAGAAUGGAACAGUCUAUGGUCAAGGUUGUUAUUUUGCUGUAAAUGCUAAUUAUUCACACCAGUAUACAGACAAACCAAGCAGACGAAGUCGAUUACCAAGACCUUUCAUGCCUGUUCCACCUCCAGCUCAUUUUCAUUUACACGGAGGGACAGGUUUGAUGGUUCCACUUAUUCUGAACCCUCCAUCAAUGAAUGCAGGACAAUUUGGACAACAGCCAAAUAAUAGUUCAUCGCAAAAUUUCCAACAGUUAAGAGUAUACACACGUCCUAGUACUUCAUCAAAUGUAUCACAGGGUAGCUGUUUACUUUACACCAAUAUACAGGCUGGACAACAAGUCUCAACACAAAACAAUGGUGCUAAUGGACAAAGGGCUGUUGGUUCUCAGCCACCUUCUGUUAUUGUUAAUUCACAAGGAUAUGGUCAACCACAAGUACUCUACCAAUCAAAUCCUCCACCCAUGGUUAUGCAGGAAAUGCAGGAAGAAAAACCCAUGCAUAGAAUGAUUCUCAGUCGAGUCCUUGUCGGAAAAUAUACAGGUGGAAAUGCUAAUUUUAGAAAGCCUCCUCCAUUGUUUGCUGACGAUCCAUCUGGGAGGUACUAUGACUCGUGUGUUGAUCACAUUCAUGCCCCUAAAAUAUUUGUUAUAUUUGAUAGUGCUCAGGCUUAUCCUGAGUAUUUGAUAGAAUAUAACAUAUUGAGUGAAUGAAUGGUUGUAAAGAUGAUUUCUAUCACAUUUGACGUUACUGCUGUUAGUGAAUGUAAUACAUGAACAAAUUUCCUGUUCUUUUUAUGGAGGAUGAUUUCAGUUGAAAAGGUUGAACUUGUUGAUACUGUGACAGUUAUAUCUUCAUUGUUUUUGCUGUUACCAUAGUUACUUUUGUUAUCAAAUGAUAGUUAAGUGAUAAUUAUAGGUCUUAAAAAGCACAGAAUGACCAUCUUCUCUUGUUGAUAGGAACACUAAUCAUGGUAAUGAUAUAUUUUUGAAAUUGAUAAUGCUGAAAUUUUGUUUAACAAGGGCCUUAAAUUUUAUUUUUAGAUUAAUGAGUAUAACCUCCCGCCUAAGGAUAAAUUUCUCAAUUAAACAUCUUUUAAAAUAUUAAAAAUUAAAACUCCUUACAGAUUUAGUGCAAGUCAAUAACAGAAUGAAUUUAUCCCUCCUGUUCCAUAUUUCUGAACACAAGAUGAGAAUGUUUAAAAAAUGUUUUUUUUGUAAUUCCCUAUUUUUUUCAUUUUUUGUACACAGGAUUGUCUCAACCAAGCGCUUACUGUCCUUACCUUCCUCAUUAUAUUUCUGUGCAACAACUUAUACAAACAGGAGGUAGUCGUUGGUCUGACAUGACAAAUUUUUGUAAUUCAUGUAAUUGUCCUAAUUUUUUUAAUCGAAGAUUGAACUUUAAAUUGAAGAUUUUCAUUUUUGUCGAGCCUUCGACUUUAGUCGAAAAAGCGAGACAUAGCGAUCAUACAUUCCGUCAGCGUCGGCGGCAUCCACAAAUAUUCACUCUGUAGUUAAAGUUUUUGAAAUUUGAAUAACUUUCUUAAACUAUCCUGGAUUUCUACCAAACUUGGACAGAAGCUUGUUUAUGAUCAUAAGAUAGUAUCCAGAAGUAAAUUUUAUAAAAAUAAAAUUCCAUUUUUUCCGUAUUUUACUUAUAAAUGGACUUAGUUUUUCUGCCGGGAAAUAUUACAUUCACUCUGUGGUUAAAGUUUUUAAAAUUUUAAUAACUUUCUUAAACUAUCCUGGGUUUGUACCAAACUUGGACAGGAGCUUGUUUAUGACCAUAAGAUAGUAUCUAGAAGUAAAUUUUGUAAAAAAAUAAAUCCAUUUUUUCUUGUUUUACUUUUAAAUGGACUUAGAUUUUCUGCCAGGAAACAACACAUUCACUCUGUGGUUAAAGUUUUUGAAAUUUUAAUAACAUUCUUAUACUAUUUUGGAUUUGUACCAAACUUGGACAGAAGCUUGUUUAUGAUCAAAUGCUAGUAUCUAGAAAGAAAUUUUGUUUUCUUCCAGUUAACAUUACAUUCAGUCUGCAGUUAAAGUUUUUAAACAUUUAUUAGAUUCAUAAACUAUCCUGGAUUUUUACCAAACUUGGACAGAAGCUUCUUACAAUCAAAAGAUAGUAUCAAGAGGAAUAUUUUUAUUGAUUUACUUCCUCAUUUUUGUUGAGCCUGCAAUUAACAGAAAAAGUAGGCGAGACACUGGGUUCCGCGGAACCCUUACAAAUUUUUGUGUAUUUUAAAGUUGAGUUAAUAUAAAACUUAAAACAAGUACUUUAGGGUCAAACCUAUUAUCAUGAAAAGCCAUUCUGUCAAUUUUCAAAUUGUUUGGACACACAAAUAUAGAGUAUAUACCAGUACCAACUAAAUUAUUUCCCACAGUGUUUGUCUAUAUGAACACCUUUCAUGUAAAUAUUAUUUGGUAUUUGCAUUUGCUUGAUAUUCCCAUUCAAAAAUAUGUUUUCAAAUUAUGCAUUUUUUUAAAAUUUUUGUGCGAUAGUUCAUUUUGUGCUUUUUUACCAUUCACCUUGGUGAAUUUCAUAAUAUUUAUAAAUGCUUACAUCAAAACUUUUCAUAUUCCUUUCAAUUAUUUUACGCAAAAAUCAUCUUGUUUUUGUAAUGCUUCAGUUUUUUAAGCCAAAAAGGGUCAUCCUUUUUAUAAAACUUUAUAUUUGAUCGUUUUUUCUACAUUUUUAAGUUAACUAUAAAAAUAAAGUUCAAGUGAUUAUCUUUUCAAUGUUUUUCAAAAAAUGUGUGAUGAUUGAUCUCCUUUUUAUUAAAAUUAAUUUUUAUACUCAUGGAAUUUUUUUACAAAAAAUUCAACUUAUAAUUCAGAAUGAAUAGAAUGAAAUUAUUGGCUAUUCAAAUUCACUUUUUCAAAGGUUUGAUAAAAUUAGCAUUUCCUUCUACCAAAAUUUUAGAUUUUACUUUAGGUAAUUUUACCUUGCAUUAUUUGAAAUGAAAUGAAGCCUUAUUAUCAAUAUUGUCAAACCCUGUGCUCUGUUUCCUAGGCCUAAAUUCGUUGAAAUCUAGGAGAUUUUGUCAAAUUUUGCAAAAAUCUCUAUUUUUGCCAGUUUGGGGUGUAAAUGUCAAUGUUCCAUCAGAGGUGGAUUUAGAGGGUUUUUCAGGGGGCAUUGGGCCCCCCUUUUGUGGGAAAAAUUUUGUUGAUUAUAGAGGGAAUCACUGAAGCAUGACUGGAGCACCCUCUUAGGCAGUCAGUGGGCCCCCCUUAUAAAAAUUUCUGGAUCUGCCACUGUCCAUUAGAAGGGUUCUACAAUAAUGUUCUUUUUAUCAACUUGAAACACUUUUAAUAUGAAAUAAUGGAGUUGAUAAUUGAUGCCAAAUAAGAAGACCCUUACCACACCUUCCCCUUUCUGGUUCCCCUCCCCUUUUUGAAAUAAUAUUUCAGUUUAAGAGGGAUAGAGAGUGGAACCUCCCUUCUUUUGAAAAUCCUGUAUGUGCCAUAGGCCACUGCUUGACAUUGAAUAAUCAUACCCUGGAAAACUGAAAUGGUUAUCAAAUAACUUGGCUAGGCAAAGACACUUCUGUUAUAUUUUACCUUAAAACACUAUUUUCAUAUUACCAACCUUUUGACUCCGGAGUUUAUAAAUUUUGACAGGUAACCUACUAAGAGGUAGGACAUUCUGGUAUUUGGUCAAGUUAGAGAAACUAAAAGAAGUAAAAUCAAGCUUACAAUAGGUGCAAUUUAGGGAAAAAUUAUCUGUUUUAUGUUUUUUAAACACACAACAAAAUCAUUGGAAAAAACUAAAAUUUUCUACCAAAUUACACUGAUUGUAAGCUUGAUUUUACUUCUUUUAGUUGCUCUUACUUGACAGAGAACUAGAUUGUCCUAUUACAUAGCCUAUUAUAUUUUGUCUUGGUUACAAGUCUUUAAAACAGUUUGACAUAUUAUGUACUAUUUUAAUUUUGAUGCCCCCGCCGCAUCUGAGGAAGCAUUAAGUUUUUUAUUGUAUUGAAAUAGGAUAAGCUAGAUGGAGGUGGAAAUAAAAUAAAUUAACAAGUAACAGAAGAAUUAUGUGAGAAUUACACAUGUGCCAACAAUGAGAAUAAGAUCAGCAAUCAUGAAUGUAUGAAGUGAACAAUUGUAAUAUUUAGUGUUAUUCCUUAUAGAAGAUGAGGAAUUGCAAGUACAAAUUAUGAUAAUAGUGCUGUCAAUUAUUCCCUGGAUUUUAAUUACUGUAAAUUCUGAAAUUAUUGUGUACAUUUUUUAUUGCGAUUUUUGAAGAAUGGACAGAAAUUCUAGAUUAAUUAUUGCGAUUUCAGGCAAAUCUGCAUACAGAUAUAUGUAUUGAGUUCAGAAUGAGGGUUCUAAUUAUUGCAAUACUCACCCAAUCGCAUUAACAAAAACCUUGCAAUAAUUUCUGAAUUUACAGUUUAUAUAUUUAUUUAGUGUUUUAUAACCUCAUUAGCUGUAUAUAUGCUGUUUAAAAGAUGUGAUAAAUUGUGAUGUAAAUGUGAUACAUGUUAUAUAUGACAUUAUGUAAGAUAUCUGAACUGGCAUAGGUUUUUUGUCAAUACUUUAUUUAUUAGUACAUAUACAAUGUAUAUAUAUGGCAGUUGUUCAAAAAGGCUUAAAACCAUUGCAGAUUGCCAAGGAUCUGCAACUAUGCCAAACAAAAAUGGUAAUUAAUGAUAGGUUUUUAUUAAAAUGUAUGACCCAUUAGAUAUUGAAACAACAUGGCCAACAGUCUGUUUUGGUCAGGCAGAUACCUUCACACAGUAGUAAAAUUUUAUGGAGAGACUAAAACCUUUUGAACAUACUUUUAAUGGUACUGGUCCACUGGGAUAGUCAUGCCAUUGUCUCAGAUUCAAAAGUAAAUAAUUUAAAUGAACAUAUAAUACAAUUCUCAUUUUAUUUGAUACUAACAAUAGAGGUAAAAUAAAUCAUGUUAUUUUCACAUAAAAUCAUUUUUUAAGUGUAAAUGAGUGAGUACAAGAACAUAAUAGUUAGGUGAUUAAAUGAGGUGCCAUAUGUAUAUCUUAUGCUUUUUACAGCAGCACUCUUGUAUAGUUAGUCUGCACUUUGUUUCCUUUCAGGGCAAUAAGUAGUCCCAUACAUAUAUACAUGUAUUUAAUUUCAUUCCACUUGUUAUAGUAUUUCACUGUCAUAGAUUGUCAUAUAUAUAAUGACUAUAUGUAUCACUGUGUAUCCCCUACACCUGGUAUUGUUGUUAACUGACAUGUAUCCUAAAACAAAAUCAUAUAUAUCAGGAGUCUAUCUGCAAUUUACAGUACACACUAGCAAUAUAUAGUACAGUAAACUGGAUUCCUGUCAUCUUAUUUCACUACUGCUGUACUCUACCAUUCCUCCACCAAUAAAAACUGACCACCUUGAAAUAGCACAAUAGUGCUUAAAGUGGCAUUAAAUACCAAUCAAUCAAUCUGUCAAUGUACAUGUGAUUCUGCAGAUAAAAAAUCCAGUAUUACUUAUUAGAGGUCCAUUUCAUUAUUUUUUUCAGUUUUGUUCUUCCCAUAUCAGAAAAUGUAUGCAAAAAAUAUUAUCUUCUAAAUUUUAAAGUUAAAAACUUUAUUGUUCUCAGGGGUCAAAAAGAGAAGUCUGAAAUGCAGAAAAGGGUCAUUCCAUAAUUAGCAUAUACAGUCAACCCUGUAUUUAUAAGCAUUCACUCAUGAUUGAAUUCCACCAAAAAAGUUUGUAUGGGUUAUGACCUGGCAGGUAUGAGAUUAUGUUCCUAUGAAUAGGUUCUCCAAACCCACAGGGUAAAGGAACCUACAUGUAAAAUCACUUUGACCAAUCAUCAGCAAUUACAUGUUUAACAGGUUUUUCUUUUGGAAAAGAGAGCAACUUUUUCAAAGGAUAAUUAUCCUUUUACUGAAAUAAUUUUGCAACUUAUUGGAAGAGUGAUUUACACAAUUCAAGAAGUUGAGCCAACUUGAAGGAGAAAAAUAGGUCAGUGCUCAUUGUUGUCAAUAUUCAGUCAUGAUAAAAAGAACUUAUGCUUGUCAUGUACACAUGUUGUAUGUUUGGAGGGUAGAACAUCAUUUUAUUAUUUACGUUUUAGCAUUUUAUUUUAGUAAUCUUCAGGGUCUUAGGUGGCGGAGUAGUUAAGUAGUUCAUCUACAGUACCACUAGCCUGUCAACACUCAGGUUGUGAGUUUGAACCCCGCAUAAGGCAGGAAUGUUUGAAUCCAAUCUUAAUUGACAAGGAUUGACAGUUUUCCUACUGAAGGUCGUCGGUUCUCUCCAGGCACCCCUGCUUCCUCCACCAAAACUGACCACCAUAAUAUAGCCAGUAGUCCUUAAAAUGACAUUAAACACCAAUAGUCAAUCAAUUUUAGUUUCUAACUAUUAUUAAUUAGAUCAUUAACAUAUUGACAAAAUGUAACAUAUUGCAUUAUUGAAACUUUACAAUUUUGAACAAAAGUGUCCUUUUUGUUAAGUAAGACCCUUUUCUCCUAAGAAUCUAGCAGGAGCCCAAAAAUAUACCUAAGAGCAAGUUUAUAACUCAAAUAUGAAUACAAAUAUGUUGAUAAAUUCCUUCUCAUAUUGGGAUGAAAACUUCUGAUUGAAUUUACUCAAUAUUUUUAUAAGAGUCAUCAUAUGGCCAUUCAGUUCGUUCUCAUAUAUAUGUCACAUUAUAAGAUUGAUUGCAAUGAAUUACUUUGAUUUCCCAGUGAAAAACAAAUCAAAACCGUUGAGAAUGCGUAGAAAAAGAUAUAGUUCUCUUCAUUUUUUUACACUAUUUCCGUUAUAUUAUCCAUGGACAAUUUUAAUAAUCCUAGAAUUGAAAUAUCGAAAAAUAUUCAACCAAUAAUUUACUCGUGCACUACGUGCAUUCAUGAAUUAAUGUGUUGUUCAGUCACUCAUUGAAUAUUUCUCUAUAUUUCAAUUCUUGAAUAAGCUAUUCAAUAAUUAAAUCGCAAUUUUCUUAAAUUUUGUUUUGAUCUAUUUUUGUGAUAUUUUUCCAUCUCAAAUGAGAACACUAUGACGUCAUAAUCCAAUUUCAUUGACAUUGCUGAGGAAAGCUGUGAUAAACUUAUUAUCUUUGGUCUUUCAAAUCUAGGAAUUUUCUCAGCUACAUCUCAGCUGAGUGACCCUUCAAUGAGAUUGUAGCUGAGAAAUUCCCUCUCAUUUUCAAAACCAUAGAUAAUUUAAGUAUAAUGCACAGUGUAAAUGUCAUUGUAUAUUUUUAACUCUCCCAUUGUAAUUUUCUAAAAAAAAUUUAAGGAACCGAUUCUACAACAGAAUUGUGUGUAAUACGCUAUUACUUCAUAAGCAAUUAAAUUUUUAGGUAUUUUUAAAAGGCUAUGCUAGCAGGACAUGUUAAAAUUUGAAAAGAAUUACGCUCUUGAGUUUUGAAAUGGAUUCUUUGGAAGAAACUAACAUUUCUGUGUGUAGUGACUUCCCAUACAAUAGAAUAUGAUAUUAAUUGUAGCUGAUUGAAACUUUAAUAAAAAUUUCGCCAGUUGUUUUCUAAAUGUUAUGAAACAGUUUUAAUUUAUCUUGAGAGAACUAUAUUUUGAAGGAGUCUUGAUGAAAUAUUCAAUAAUCACUCACAAAUUAUACAUGCAGUUCUUUUAAAGGGGCCUCAUUCAAACAUUUUAUAUCUGUUAACAGUUUUCUUUCAUUUUCAGUUUCAUAUAAUUUAUUCAGUAUUUUUUCUGGUACAGUAAUUUUAUCUAAAAGGUUUUCUAUUCUAAACAAUUGUAUUGUAAUAUAAGAGAUAAUUCUAUCAAUUCAAUGUCACAAUGUUAUGUUUAGAAGCUAAUCUCAUACCUUUAUUUAAUUUAAAUGCAUAAUGCAUCAAUUUGCUAAUAUAUACACAAGGUAAUAUUCUAGAUGUUUUUUUUUUGUUUUGAUUUUGUUUUGAUUUUGUUUUCUUAUGUUUUAUCUUCUUUCUUUUCUUUUCUUUUUUUUGGGGGCAGUUGGGGGGGGAUGGGAGUUACAGCACUCAUCCAUUCAUAAUAGAUAUGAUAUAUAAACUGAUUUUUCUCUUCGUUGUAGACUGAUAGACAGCAUUGUUAAGUUUUUAUGUAGCAAGUGGUUUUUCCCAGAAAAUAUAUACAAUUUUAGAGUUGGGUAUAUGUAAUAAAGAGUUUUCAAAAAGUUAUGAAUGAUUGUGUUUUAUAGAAUGUGCAGCUGCUUUAGACUCAUUUAUUUUCUGGGAUUGAGGAAAAAUUAUAUAUUUGUGAAUACUUUAUUUUGUGGUUUUAUCUAAGCACACUGGAAUUUGUAUUUUGUCCAACACCUGGUUUAAGGGAGUAAACUCUUCAACUGCAUGUGAAACAGAUGUAAAAUAAUCUGUCUUACUUAGAAGCUUGCAAUCUAUUCAUGGAAAUGGUUGAAACAAGAGUUCUAGUGAUUUGUAAGAGCUAUGUCCCUUGUCUUAGGGUUACAUCUUUUAAUUUGCUGUUUACUCAAGCCAUGAAAUCUAUAUAUGAAAAUAAGUAUCCCAUUAAUAGUGAUGAAUCCUGCCACUUAAGGUGGUACCUAACACUACAGGGAGAUAACUCUGUAAAAAUCAGCUAAACGUUUUAAUCACGUUGUAUUGUUAAGGAAAUAUUAAGCUUCUCAAUGAUCAAAAUUAGUGUUUGUCAAACUGCUAUAUAACCAAUGAAAUUUUUCUGAUAAAGUGGUUGGUUGAAAUUUUUUGAAAUUUUUAUAUUUUUGUCAAAGGGUCGAAGUAAACAUUUUGUCAAAAUUUUAUGAAAAUUAAACGAGCCAAAUUAAUAUUAGUCAAGGUGUUGGGUACCACCUUAAUAUCCUUUGUUUUCUCUGCUGAUAUUAUGGAAUCUAUCUCACUUCACUCUACCUCUUCAAAUAAUUCUUAUCAGCAUUACUCUGAAAUUCCUGUAAUAAUCAAAAUUUGCAGAAAUCAUUGAAUCAUUAGCAAUUCUUUUUUUUUUCAAAAAUAGGCACUAGAUACAUUUUACCUUUAAACUUAUACCCUUAGAUUAUUUUUUUUCAUUUUUUGCUUUUAUAUAAUGAAAUUUGCAUGCAUUCAUUUAUAUCCGUUAAAUUAAGAUUUUCAGAUAAAGUGGUCAGAACACUCAGGUGCCCACAAGUAAAAAAAUAUUUCUUUAUUUUUCUUUGAAAGAGGUUGAUAUAGCUCAGGCUGUGAAGCAGAAUGUUUGUGUAUGACAUCAAUUAAAUUGUGGAUUUUAUGUAUUUUAAGUCCAAUGUGUUCCUUGAAAGAUGGUGAUAGGUCUGGCUAUGAAGCAAAAUGUGUGUGUAUGACAUCAAUGCAAUUAUGGAUAUGUAUCAUAAAGUCCAAUGUAUUCCUAGAAAGAUGUUGAUAGCUCAGGAUAUAUUGAGCAGAAUGUUAGUGUAUGACAACAAUUUAAUUGUGGAUAUUGUGUAUCCUAAAGUCCAAUGGAAUAGAAUGAUUGUGUAUGACAUCAAUGCAAUUAUGGAAUUAUUAUGUUUUAUUAAGUCCAAAGUAUAGUGGAUUCACAAAAUAUGAUUGUUAAACCAUGCAACUGUGAAAAUGAAUUUAUUAUCAUAUAUUAUGUUAUGUCUGAAGGUUGUAAUUUAUAAAGUAUGAUUAUUAAGUACUAUGUUAGUAUUGAGGUUUUCAAUUGAUAUGGAUAUUAAUUAAGUAUAACCCAGUUAUAAGUUUUCUAAUUAUAUAACAAUUUAAAGCAUAACUAAAUUGUUUCGACUGGUUAUACACACCACAUGUACAAUAAUAUACAUAUAUUCGUGGGAAACUUAUUUUCUUUUGUUCUGUUUGCAUAGGUGAACCACAAUUUAAAGUUUUCAAUAACAUAAGCACUUUCAAAAGGCUUGUAAGCAGAAUUUUAAAAACUGCAAAAUGAAUCUAGUAUGAAAAGUAUCAAACUAUUUUUUUUCCUCAACCCACAAAAGUUGGUACCUUUCGAAAAUAUAUGAAAUCACAAUUUUGAAUGACCUAUCAGUACCUUUUACAUGAUCAGGUAUGUUUUCCAGACAUCAGAUGUGGUAUUUGUCUGUACCAUGCUGCCAGAUGUGGUAGUUGUCUGUACCAUGCUGCCAGAUGUGGUAUUUGUCUGUACCAUGCUGCCAGAUGUUUGAUAUUUUGUUAAAUUGUUGUUAAGAAUUCAAAUUUUAAUUGAUUAAAUUAUAGUAAGUUACAUUGCAUCCUAUCAAAUUUUACUAGCUUAUAUAAUCUGAUGUACAAGAAUUCUGUUCCGUACAAAUGUUUUGGUAAAUUACUUUUAUAGUUCUUUUGAUAGAAAUGAAUGUAACCUUUUCUGUUCUGUACAAUUUUAUUAAAAUAUUGAAUCAAAA